UGUCCCUCACCUUGAUCCCGCCCACCGCCCUCCCCUCCUGCCUCGCCCUAGACGGACGUCCCGCCCUUACCCUCUUCCCCAUGUCGACCGCCGUGCUGUCCAGCCUCUUGACGAUGCUGCCGUUCAACCGGUUCCCGGUGCUCGCGCCACAACAGAGCGCGACGCGAUCAGAGCUCCCGGAGUGCUCGAACUCCUUUGGCGCCCUCCCUGCUGAUAUUCUGGCUGAGAUUGCUCUUUAUCUGGACUGCGUGGACUUGCAGAGCGUUGUCGUACUGUCCAACCACAUCUAUGACAGCGUCGCUCCCGUCCUGUACCGCCAUGUCGUACUCAAGAGUUUUGAGAAGUGCCGGACCACUCUCAACAUGCUCAGCCGAAGACCGGACAUCGCCCGUCACGUUCGGAGCCUGCUUGUAUCCCCUCGCUCCCUCCAACGCGCCAGGCACGUUUUCUCCGACAGCGCGGUCAUCUCCGACAUGGUUCGCAUGCUGGCAGCGUCCAAGACGCUAGUAUCGCUCAGCAAGUUCAUUUGGGCGGACGAAGAGCUCCCGUUCUACGACGACAUGUGGUUCGCAUUGCGUGCGGGCUGUGAAGGGCUGAAAUAUGUGGGCACGACAAUAGGCUCCUACUCACCGACCUCUCGAAGCAAUCUGUUCGAUUUCACCGAUCUGACCGGUUUCUCCCUCCAACUAGAGCCGAGUUUCUAUAAUGAUAAUCUGCAUCUCUCCCUGGAUCACUUCUUCGACAUGGAUUACGGGCUCACGCACCCUCUGUGGGAAAUGCUGAUGAACAAAUGUCCCAACCUCGAGGAACUUCGUAUAGAGGGUCGCUCUAUAUUCCCAGUGGACGUGAAUCGCCUGACGGACGGCCGCUGGCCCAAGCUUCGCACUCUGGUUCUGGGUGAUGUGUCGGCGGAUUGGGCUCCUCGCGGCGCGCUCGUGACCGACGAACGUCCUUUCGCAGAGUUCUUGGAGGCCCAUCCAUCCUUGGAAAACCUAGAACUCUCGCAACACAGCGUCAGCAUCUCUACGCUCCGUCGAGUUUCUCCGACAGCCGUGAAAGUGACGUCUUUCUGCGGGAACCUGGACCAGCUGCAAGCUCUGCCGCACCUGUACCGAAACCUUACGUCUCUCGCCUUCCGGGAGCCAUUGCAGACGAGGGAGGUUACGGCUUUCAGCAUCGCGGGACUUCUUCAGCACAUGCCAAACCUUCGAGACCUGCGCGUCGCGUUCGUCCUGAACUCCAGCUACGACAGCCAGAACAUAUUACGCUCCUUGACCAACGCAUGCCCAAAGCUGCAGAACCUAGAACUGAGAUGCACGCAGAAGCAGGCGUUCUCGAUGUCCGAGUUCUCCAAAUCCAUCCGCUGCUUCACCCGCCUGCGGACCCUGCGUCUGGCGGUCGUGAAGACUCCGGGGGACGACCUCGCGCGCAGCGCGGCCCAAAUCGCCCGCGUCAACCCGCGUCUCGAGCACUUCACUCUGACCUUCCUCCCUCCCGUCAAGCGCGGCUUCCUCUCCAUCUUCCCCGCCCUCUCCGUCGACAUCCCCGCGAGCGCGACGGGCCGCUUCACGCUGGUGACGGACACGCACGGGCUGCCGCUGAGCCUCGCGGCGCACGAGCAGCAGUGCGUGGCGUGGCCGAUGGGGCUGGGGGUGUCGAGUAGCUCGCGAAAGUACGUAAGCGACUUGAGGCCGGUGGGGACGCCGGGGAAGAAGGAGGGGUUGAUGACGCUGUUGACGGAGAAGAGUGCGGCGGGUGAGGAGGUGCGGAUGAUCCUUUUCUGCACGGUGCUCGUGUGCCUUGCUGGGUAUGGUUUUGCGACGAGGUGACCAUGGCAAGAUGAAUCUGCGCGUAUCGCGUGCAUUAUAAAUGGUUGAAUAGACGGCGACCGGAACGACGAUUGAGGAUGAACGUUUAUUUGCUUGUAACAUUCGUAUCGCGUACUGUAUUUGUAUUUAAUCCUGAUAUGCUAGUGUGUAGAACAACCAGUAGUUUCUGCAUGUUC
Molecule: messenger RNA, 2005 nt
Organism: Schizophyllum commune H4-8
Lineage: Eukaryota; Fungi; Basidiomycota; Agaricomycetes; Agaricales; Schizophyllaceae
Exons: 7
Coding region: 81-1829 (582 amino acids)
Biological process (GO): SCF-dependent proteasomal ubiquitin-dependent protein catabolic process
Cellular component (GO): SCF ubiquitin ligase complex
Source: RefSeq, a predicted model, not a curated record